This is a messenger RNA of Vombatus ursinus (common wombat), 3492 nucleotides long. Its product is annotated as plasma membrane calcium-transporting ATPase 1-like. NCBI's taxonomy places the organism in Eukaryota, Metazoa, Chordata, Mammalia, Diprotodontia, Vombatidae. The annotation marks the transcript as partial. The record is from RefSeq and is a predicted model, not a curated record. Gene Ontology annotation, biological process: regulation of cytosolic calcium ion concentration; calcium ion transmembrane transport. Gene Ontology annotation, cellular component: intracellular membrane-bounded organelle; membrane. Gene Ontology annotation, molecular function: PDZ domain binding; ATP hydrolysis activity; ATP binding. The transcript has a single exon.
UUAAGUUUAAAAGGAGACAAAAGAAGCUCGUGCUGGGAGCCUCGUGGCUGGGUAGGACUGGGAAGGGUCCAGAGGCUCAGGUUGGCGGUUGCGCCUGGGGUUCUAGAUGUCUGUCCUACUGGCGAAGGGCGAGGGAGAGAAGUUGUAGUUUCCACAAGGGCAAGCAUCCAAGCAAAGCUGGAGGGACGGAACUUGGCAAAGCCCAGGGUGGCCAAUGAGGCCCCCUCGCGUCAGCCGCGGGCAGCGGACGCUCACUUAAGGUUCUCCCAUAUCGGAGAGCCGCUGCUGCAAGAGAGUUUAAAGGACCUGGAACAGCUGAUGAAACGACGGGGCUUGGAAGCGUUGGACUGGCUGGAGCUGCAUUUCGGCGGCGUGUCGGGGCUGUGCCAGCUGCUGCAGACGGACCCCGAGCUCGGGCUCCCCUUGGACCCUGGCGAGCUGAGCCGCAGGAGGGAGCAGUUUGGCACCAAUGAGGUGCCAAAAACUCGGAGCAGAUGUUUCUUGGAGCUGGUGUGGGAUGCUCUGCAGGACACAACGCUCAUCUUCUUGGAGUUGGCGGCUGUUGCGUCCCUGGCCCUGGCUUUCUAUGAGCCCAAGGUCAGCGGAGACACCAAAGGCUGCUAUGUCAGCGGGGGCUCCGAGAAGGAAGGUAACGUGGUGCCCUGGCUGGAGGGAGCAGUCCUGCUGAUGUCAGUGGCUUUGGUGGUGCUGACCACAGCCUUAACUGACUGGAACAAGGAGAAGCAGUUCAGGAAUCUGCAGGACCGAGUGGUCCUAAGUCAGAAAGGAAAGGUAGUGAGGGACGGCCAGAUUCUGGAGGUACCUGUCAAGGACAUCGUGGUGGGUGAUGUAGUCCCAGUGUCCUAUGGGGACAUGCUGCCUGCAGACGGUGUACUACUCCAGGCACAGAACUUAAAAAUGAAUGAGAGCUCCUUGACAGGAGAGUUGGACAUGGUGAAGAAGUCCCUGGACCUUGACCCGAUUCUUCUGUCUGGGACCUAUGUGAUGGAGGGCUGGGGCAAAAUCCUAGUGACUGCUGUGGGACCCAACUCACAAACUGGGAUCAUCCUGACCUUGCUUGCUGCCAGUGCCCAGCAAGGAAGGUCCGAAGACCAUAGAAAGGUCCUGGAGUGGGCAAGUCAAGGCAAGAGCAUAAUAAAACCAAAACAUUCCUACUCCAAAGCAAAGCCAGUGCUACAAAAGAAAUUGACAAAAUUAGCAGUCCUGGUUGGGAAGUGUGGUAUGCUCAUGGCCACCAUCACAGUAGUUAUUCUUGUGACCUACUUUGUAAUUAAUACUUUUGUGACUGAGAGGCAAAAAUGGACUUAUGGUUGUACUUCAGUUUAUAUCAAAUAUUUUAUUAAAUUUUUCAUUAUUGGAAUGACAAUCUUUGUGGUGACUGUACCUGAAGGUCUUCCACUUGUACUCACACUGUCUUUGGCUUACUCAGUAAAGAAAAUGAUGAAAGACAAAAACCUAGUAAGGCAUUUGGAUGCUUGUGAGACAAUCGCAAAUGCCACAACCAUUUGCUUAGACAAAACUGGAACACUGACCAUGAACAGAAUGACUGUCGUCCAGGCUUAUAUUGGUGGGACUCAUUAUCAAAAGCUCCCCAAAACCAAUUCUAUCCCAGGUGCUAUCCUGGAGUAUCUUUUAAAAGGUAUCACUGUUAAUUGUUCUUAUACUUCCAAUAUCAUUCUUCCCAAAGAUGGUAAGAAGUCAGUACAACAAAUUGGCAAUAAAACCGAAUGUGCCUUAUUGGGAUUUCUCCUGCAUUUGGAAUUGGAUUAUGAAACAGAAAGAAACAAAAUACCGCAGCAGAGUUUGUAUAAAGUGUAUACCUUGAACUCAGAUAGAAAAUCCACAAGUACUGUAUUAAAAUUGUCCAGCGGGGGUUUCCUGAUGUUCAGUAAAGGUCCUUCUGAAAUAGUCUUAGCAAAGUGUUGUAAAAUCCUGAAUAAAAUGGGACAGCCUGUGGAAUUGACAGAAACCAAAAAAAGAGAAAUUGUUCACAACAUCAUUGAGCCAAUGACUUCUGAAGGACUUCAAACCAUCUGUCUGGCCUUCAGAGAGUUCUCAGAUCAGGAACAAGAGCCAGACUGGGACAGAGAAGAGGAUAUCGUUACAGAACUUACGUGUAUUGCUCUUGUAGGUAUUGAAGAUCCCGUUAGACCUGAGAUUCCAAGUGCCAUUAGGAAAUGCCAGCGAGCUGGAAUCACUGUCCGGAUGGUCACUGGGGAUAACCUCAACACUGCCCGGGCGAUAGCAUUCAAAUGUGGCAUUUUGGACCUCCAUGACAAUUAUUCUUGUCUAGAAGGCCGAGAGUUCAACAGGCUAAUAUGUGACAGGCGCGGGAAGGUCGAACAGAAGCUUUUAGACAGAAUUUGGCCCAGACUUCGUGUGCUUGCAAUGUGUUCCCCCACUGACAAAUACACACUUAUAAAAGGUAUAAUUGACAGUGAUAUUUUGGGAGUGAGGCAGAUUGUAGCCAUAACAGGUGAUGGUACUAAUGAUGGCCCAGCAUUAAAAGCAGCAGAUAUUGGGUUUGCCAUGGGCAUCACUGGAACAGAUAUCGCUAGAGAAGCUUCAGACAUCAUUCUAAUGGAUGACAGCUUCACAAGCAUUAUGAAAGCAAUUAUGAGGGGGAGGAACAUUUAUGACAACAUCUCCAAAUUCCUCCAGUUUCAUCUGACUGUCAGUGUAGUGGCAACGGUGGUGACAUUUAUAGGGGCAUGUGUGACGCAGGAUUCACCACUUAAAGCAGUGCAGAUGCUGUGGAUUAACCUCAUAAUGGAUGCAUUUGCUUCUCUUGCCUUACUCACUGAAAAGCCAACUGAGGCCCUUCUGAUGAGAAAACCUUAUGGGAGGAAACAGCAUCUCCUGUCCAGUUCCAUGGUAAAGUAUAUUUUGGGCCAUGCAGCGUACCAGCUUACAGUCACUUUUGUUCUUAUGUUUGUUGGUGAAGAGCUGUUUGAUUUCGAGAGCGGAAGGAAAGCUCUUCUCCAUGCGACUCCUUCCACCCACUAUACGAUGGUAUUCAACACUUUUGUUAUGAUGCAGCUGUUCAAUGAAAUUAAUGCUCGAAAGAUUCAUGGUGAGAGAAAUGUCUUUGAAGGAAUCCUCAGCAAUAAUAUCUUUUGCACCAUUGUUGGGGGAACAUUCGCCUUACAGUUCCUCAUUGUUCAAUUUGGCGGAAAUGUUUUCAGCUGCACCAAUCUUAGUCCAGACUUGUGGCUGUGGUGCAUUUUCCUAGGAGCAGGGGUAUUAGUGUGGGGUCAGUUUGUAACCACAAUUCCCAGCAAGUAUGUGGAACCUCUUAUAAGAUUGAUGGGUGGGAGAUUAGAAGAAAAGGUUGAUACUAUGUGCCAUAUAGUAUCAACGACUGAGGACCUAUUGUGGGUUCAGAACCCAAGCAGAAUCCAGAAUCAGAAAAGACUAAUAAAGUCAUAUCAUUCUUAUUUUCACAGGAGUGUGUCCCAAAUUACCCGGUGA